AUGUCUGAGGAGUUUCUGAGCCCAAAUCCGCUGGUUGAGAUAAAGAAUGCAUACAGCAAGAAGAAAGUGUUUUCAAGACACCAUUCGGAUAAAUACAAGAGGAUAAAGCCAUCGUGGAGAAGACCACACGGUAUUGAUAGCAAGGUCAGGCUGAGAAUGAAGGGAGAGAAGGAGAUGCCUGGCAUUAAGUACAAGAAGCCAGAUGAGGUUCGCUUUCUUCUUCCAAAUGGACUCAGGAAGGUUAGGAUAUUUAAUGUCAACGAUCUUACGCCUUUGGCAUCGCUGAAUAGGUUCUAUUGCGGAGAGAUUGCACAUGCUGUUGGCGCAAAGAAGAGAAUUGCGAUUGUCAACAAGGCAAAGGAGCUUGGAAUCUGCAUAAUCAAUGCAAAUGCACGCCUUGUGUCAUCAUUUGAGGAAUAA
Messenger RNA from Ordospora colligata OC4, 420 nucleotides. RefSeq names its product ribosomal protein L32. Gene Ontology annotation, cellular component: cytosolic large ribosomal subunit; ribosome. Gene Ontology annotation, molecular function: structural constituent of ribosome. The transcript has a single exon. The record is from RefSeq and is a predicted model, not a curated record. Gene Ontology annotation, biological process: translation. Lineage: Eukaryota; Fungi; Microsporidia; Ordosporidae. The coding region runs from base 1 to 420 and encodes 139 amino acids.